GGAGCGUCGCCCAGCGACUCCGGGGAAGCCAGCCCUCCGUAAUCCCCUGGGGAUGAGCCGGGAUGACUCCACUCCAUGCAGCCCUUCAGAUGCCUGGCCGUGUUCACUUUAAGGACGCGGGCACAUGAUCGGUUGUUGAUGUUGUGUUGCUGUCAGAGCACUCCCUGGAUACGCAGAGGGAGGAGCAUCCUGUCCCCCGGCAAACCAUCAGAGUUUCCGCUGGUUCUCGCCGAAUCCCGUCUGCACAUGGCCAUUCACGGGAAGAGGCAGCCGGCAGCAGGCCCAGCGCAGUGUCUCCUGGAGCCGGUCAGCGUGUCGGAGGGCAGGCCAGGACCCAAAGCGCAAGAUUCAGUGAUGCGGGCCGGCCCGCGUGUUUCGCAGACGAGUGGAUCCAUGCCUUCCUGCCAGAGCUGAUACGGAGGAGCUGAGAUUGUCUUGUGCUUUCAACUGAAGGGGAAGGUGCUUUCCAGCUUCUAAACGCCCUGCGGUUUCUCCUCCAUCAGUUCCAGGCUCCCUGGGGGAAAAUCCACAGAGCGCCACACGGAUCGCCCGGGAGGCUGGCUGCAGCUGGAAAUCCGAUUCCGGUGAGUCACUGGGAGUGCCAGUUGGAAAGGAGACGGGGCGGACUCCACCAGAGGACUGAAGCAUUCCUGUGGGCCCGGCUCUGCCAGGCGAGAGCAGGCUCAGCGAGUGCCUUGGCCUGGCGGGGAGACUGAAGGCGAUCCUCUCCAGGCGUCCUGCAAAGGGACCUCCUGCACUGUGCCGGGCUGCCGUCCUCCAUGUGCCUGCCCUCCCCAGGGAGAGAUGACGCAGGGAUGAACUCUGCCGACGGAGGGUGGCCACCCUCUCCUUGCAAACUGGGUCCCGGCCAAGGCAGGGGGCCAAGGCCGCCUGCCCCGUCCCUGCGCGCUCUGCCGCUCAUGGCCACCGUCUUCGUCUGGCUGGCCACCGGCACCACCAUGUCCAGCCUGAACAAGUGGAUCUUCGCCACCCACAACUUCCGGUACCCGGUGCUGCUCUCGUCCCUGCACAUGCUGACCGCUGUGCUGGUGGGCAACCCCCUGGCCCAGCUCUGGGUGGCGGGGACCAGGCAGCCUGCCCUCAGCCCUGAAGCCAAGGUGAGGGUCUUCCUGCUGAGCGUGACCUUCUGUGCCAGCGUGGCGUUUGGGAACCUGGGGCUCAACUAUGUCCAGCUGGACUUUGCACAGAUGGUCUACACCACCACGCCGCUGUUCACCCUGACCCUCUCCAAGGUGCUGCUGGGGAAGUGCCACCACCCGCUGCAGUACGUGGCGAUGGGGCCCAUCUGCCUGGGGGCCUCCCUGAGCAUCAUCGGGGAGGUGCACUUUGACCAGGCCGGCUGCUGCUUCCUCUUCGCUGCCACCUUCCUCCGCGGACUGAAGUCCAUACAGCAAAGUGUCCUGCUGCAGGAGGAGCACCUGGACUCGCUGACCCUGCUGCGCCUCACCUCCCUGCCCAGCUUCUGCAUCCUCUUCGUGGCGGCCCUGGCGCUGGAGGUCGGCCCCGCCUGGGACGGCACCCUGGCCUACGGCGGCGGCCUCUGGGCCUGCGUCCUGCUGAGCUGCCUCGGCUCCGUGCUGUACAACCUGGCCAGCUUCUCCGUCAUCUCGCUGACGUCCGCCCUCACCAUCCACGUGCUGGGGAACUUCAACGUCGUGGGCAACCUGCUGCUCUCCCACCUGCUCUUCGGGAGCCGCAUGACCUGGCUCGGCUACGCGGGGAUCGUCCUCACGCUCUCGGGGGUCUUCCUCUACCAUCACUGCCACCGCGUGGCCACCUGCUGGCACUUGCGGGCCGGGCGGGCCAAGGAGGAGUGAGGCCUGGGAUUGGCUGGCACCGUGCGGGGGGCGUCGCCUCUGGCCACGGGAAAACAGCCCCCUUCUGGGAGGAAGGGUGGCCGCAGCCGGCCACGGGGAGACGCCUCUUAAGGCCCCUGUGUCCCAGAUGAUCGCCCCCCGGCUGUCCGAGCCAUGCCAUGCAGCGGGCAAGAGCUGCUGCAGGCAGUCUGGGGCCGCCGGAAGCGUCUGGGAGGCUGCCUGUUCGAAUUCCUCCCCGGUCUUUGAAAAAACGCCUGCCAGCCAGAAGAUGACUCGGUCAGGCAGCCUCUGAGGAGAGAGCCGGGGGGGCCAGGGUGGCGCCUGGCACUGCCUUUCCCGGCCUGGGCUCUCGGGUGUGUGGCUUGCGUCUCCCAUCCUGCCCAGCCCAGCCCAGGGGGCGAGUCCCAGGCGGGAAGGCUGCCCCCGCAGCUCCCUUUGGCACCAGCUGCUCGAGCUCCUCAGUGAAGGGCUGGAUAUUUGGCAAGCAAUUUUGGAUCCUGGAAAUGUAUGAGGAGGCUUUUGAGGCACACGCGACGUCUUGGCUGAGGGUUCUUCUGGUGGCUGAAUCCCAUCUGUUUGCUGUCUGUGGCUUAAGGGCCCCUUGGAUUUGGGAGGCCCCUGGGGCCACAGGUGUCUUCUUCUCUGAAAUAACUUGGGGGGGGGCUGUAUUGUACUUCUGACCUCUGCAAGCCCCUCAGCUGCUGUGAAGGCCUCAUGGGGCUACUGCCCAUGAACAGGAGUGGUGCAGAGUCCCUGUGGCCCCACGGGAGCACCAGCACCCAGUCUGUCUGGUCCCAGGGCACUGCACUUGGCCCCUGGGGCAGCUGCAGCAGGGGGCAUGCUCUGGUGGAGGAAGGGCUCCCCCCUCAGGAAGUGGGGGGGUCAUUUCUAUUCAUGACUGUCAGUGAGUGGGUGAAUAUUGUGCAAUGGGAUGUACGUCUCUUUUCCACGACUGCUCUCUGCUGGAUGGAGUGAAUUAGGGUGCGAGUGUGAGCGUGUGUGCGGGGGCUGCGGUUGUAUGUACACUCGGUCGCCAGCAUCCUUUGGCGAGUGGUGCAGGGUAACCUGUUGGGAAGGCUAUAUUGCCUCACUCUGCUGGGCAGAGCGCAGCAGCCCCGGAAAGUAUUUGCUUUGGCCUGAGUGUGUGUGUGGGCGUGCGGGCACGGGGCACUUCCGUGGGAUGGGUCCUGGCACCAGGCCACUGGCGGGCCCCCGCAGCCCUUCUGUCUUUCCUUCCUUAAUGGAUUUCCUGCAGGAAGAAGAAGGGUGCGAGGUGCCGGGAAUCACGUGGGAGACUGACUUUCAGAGCCCCUUUGAAAGAGGCAGGGAGACUGUGGAGAGAAAGCCCUGUGCAGAAGCUCCCCACACUCGGUAUUAUUUUCCUGCAGUGGAAAUGGUGCGGAAAGCACCUGCCUUUGGCUGCUCCUUCGCACUUUGCUUUUGGCGGGUGGCGGGAAUCGUGUUUCAGCCCUGCGGGGAUCCAUUCCCAAGUACACUUCCCACGGGGUAGUUUACUGCCAUCCUUCAUAAAAGGCAUUCAGAAAGCCCACGGUGGUGGGUCACCAUGGCCAGUAUUGUCCUUUGGAGAGUCUGCGGGGAUUUGGGGGCCUAGGCCAAUCUUCACACGCCCACAGAAUCGCAGCGCAGGAUCCCAUGACCCACGCCGUGGCAGCCUGCGGGGUGAGGCGGUGCGUGUGAAUUCCCCCCCCCCCCCCGCUAAGCAACACUGCUAGUUUUCUACAUGCAGGGAGAAGUCUUCUUCAGGGGAGGGGCCGUUCGGUCUUGCAUCUCUGAAAUGGGACUCCACAGUGCGAUUUAUCUGCGGGGGGGGGGGCUGGGGGGCUCUCCAACACUCCUGCCAAAGGAGGUCCCCGUUUCCCCCUUCACGGUGCUCACUGGUUGGGUUCACACAUGACGCUGCUCUUGCAAGGGUUCAUGACUGCCAUCGCAGGAGCGGUUACUUGACCUUCAGUGUUGGCGCUUCUUGGGAUUUCAGCAGGCCAAGCCGGCACUUGUGUGACAGGUGGAACUCUGCAAUGCAAGCAGUUUUGGACUUGGGCAUAAAAAACUUAAUGGCUGAGGGUGCAGGUUCAGACAGGAAUGAAGUCUUGCAGUGACCACAGCUAGGUCAAGAAUGCUGGGAAUAAUAAUUAUUGCUAUUUACUUGUUAAUAAAAUGUUAAUUGUUGUUAUUCAAUAUUAUCAAAAUGAUAAUAAUUAUUCAAUAAUUGUUAACAUAUUGAUAAUUAUUCAAUAAUUGUUAACAUAUUGAUAAUUAUUCAAUAAUUGUUAAUAUUAAUAAUUAUUAUUACAAUGCAUUAUAGGACUUUUUCUGUCUAAUCCUGAACCAGCCUGGUUUAGCCAGAAUGGUUUGGAAUUAUGGACCACCGGACAAACCCAUGUUGGAGGUAAAUCGAUGGGUGACUUUGCCAGUAUAAAGCCAGCGCUUAUGGGACAGCUUUGGAUGGCCCUAGACGUACGCCUGAGGCAGACAUCCGAAUUGCGCACUUUUGGGGGUAGCGAUGCAGAGCAUGGAGGGACCUCGCUAAAAGACGAGGCACCGCACCGCAGUAUCCAAAUGAGCCGAAGGGUCAGAUGCUUUUGCUCCCUUCACCCACCAGGCCCCCUCGAGUGCGGUGGCCGAGGGAGCUGCCCCGGCACUGCUGGGUAACGGGUUGAGAUUUGCCAGAAACUUCCAACUGGCCCUGGGGAGGGUGCGAAGCACUGGCGGGCGGCACCUGGGUGCUGCUGUGGCUUCUGGACUCCGUGGCGUACCACGGAAGGAGGCAGCGCCUGCCUGGGAAUUCGCCUCCCUUUCCUUGAGCAUCCACACAUGUCCAGGCAGAGUGGGGACCGGGGCCCCAGGUAGCAGCUCCCACACCAAGCACGACGUUUCCCAUCUCAGGUUGCUAGGAUGAGGGGGGUCUGAGGUGAAACCCCCGCACAGCCACAAGGACCACUGGGACUGGCCACGCGGAACCUGCAGGACGCAACGAGCAUGGCUUUGUUAAACCACGGUUUCAGUUCCUGGUUAGUGGUCAGACAUCAAGCCGCAGUUUUCUGCUUCAAAUAUAGAGAACAAUCAUGGUUUACUUUUGCUAGGGCGGAAACACUGAAGCCAGGAGGGGAGGGAGAGAACAUGUGGGCCUGGCUUCAUGAACAACGCUUUGUGAAUCUGGGACUGUUACACCCAAACCAACCCUCUCUUUCAGCCUGCCUACCCCACAGGGUUGUUGUGAGGAUAGAGGUGGCAGAGAAUCAUGUGUGCCAUCCUGUGCCCCUUGAAGGAGAGGUGUGGCAGCAACAACUUUCUGAAAGUGAUCACAGUCGUGGCUCAGAAGGGAAACUGAGCUGGCAGAGUGCUCCGCAUCCCAGCGUGGGAGGGUUGGCGUGUUUCCGGAUGCCCAGGGCUAGCCUUCUUCAGGAUCGCAUGCAUCCUGCAUCCAGCAGGCCUCCUUUCUUCCAGCCAUGCCCAGUCCUUGCAGUCACAGGACCUGUGGCCCCUGCCAUCCAGGACUGUCGGUCGGGUUUGCAGACGGUACGGCCGCGCCAUUUGCAACGAGAUGCCAGCCGCAGUGGCCGAAGCCCGGCACACCCUCUCGUCACAGGAGCACAACGGAGCCGGCUGGCCUCUCGGAUUGCGUCUGCCCUUCGAAUAAAGCUCUAUUUUUGUUGUA
This is a messenger RNA of Varanus komodoensis (Komodo dragon), 5514 nucleotides long. It is a transcript of the gene SLC35E4, whose product is annotated as solute carrier family 35 member E4. The record is from RefSeq and is a predicted model, not a curated record. Gene Ontology annotation, cellular component: Golgi apparatus. The coding region runs from base 780 to 1838 and encodes 352 amino acids. Lineage: Eukaryota; Metazoa; Chordata; Lepidosauria; Squamata; Varanidae. The transcript has 3 exons. Gene Ontology annotation, molecular function: antiporter activity.